This is a messenger RNA of Cajanus cajan (pigeon pea), 1478 nucleotides long. NCBI's taxonomy places the organism in Eukaryota, Viridiplantae, Streptophyta, Magnoliopsida, Fabales, Fabaceae. The record is from RefSeq and is a predicted model, not a curated record.
UCAUGAGCCGAGAGAGACAGAGAGAAAGGAAGGAGCGCGUUAUGUGGCUCUUGUCUGGUUAGUUGCAGAAACUCGCAAAGCCAGAAUCUCAUUCAUAUAAAAUGCGCAAAGAAAUGAAUACAAUGUUCAGAGAUCUGCACCGGAUCUCUCCGUCAAAGUUUCUUUACGUCUUCAUUUUUCAGAUCCGAAAACCAGAUCCCGCUAACUGAAUUCAAUUCUCUUUCCCUACCUUUCCAUCCUUUUUACUCAAAUUUUCCUUUCCACUUUCCCGAGAAAAUAUUUCUUUCCGUUAAUUUUCUCUCCACCGCUUCGUUCCUUCCCUCGCUAUGGCUCCGAGCUUCAACAAUCGAAGAAUCGUUCACGCUCUUCGCCUCUUCCUUCUCAUCUCUGUCUUCUUCCACCUCUCGCCGACCUUCGCUCAGGAUUCUCUCGUUCAGAGCGCGAAGGAAGAUUCCGGCGGAUCCGUGGAUCUCGGUCGCCGCGGCAAGAUUGCGCUGAAUGCUUUGGAGAAUGAUUCGAUUCUUUCUCUUGGCUUGGACUCCACCGGUCCUGGACUCUUCGAUGCUUUUUUCGCGAGUUUGUCGAUGAUCAUUGUCAGUGAGAUUGGGGAUGAGACGUUUAUAAUAGCAGCUCUUAUGGCUAUGCGUCACCCUAAGUCAAUUGUCUUGUCUGGUGCGCUCAGUGCCCUGGUUAUAAUGACAGUACUUUCUACAGGCCUAGGAAGGAUUGUGCCAAAUUUGAUUUCUAGGAAGCAUACAAAUAGUGCUGCUACAGUUCUUUAUGCUUUCUUUGGGUUAAGGUUACUGUACAUUGCAUGGAGAUCAUCAGAUUCAAAAUCCUCACAAAAGAAAGAAAUGGAAGAGGUUGAAGAAAAACUGGAAGGUGGACAAGGGAAAACUUCAGUUCGGCGCUUCUUUUCAAGAUUUUGUACACCUAUAUUUUUGGAGUCUUUUAUUUUAACAUUCCUUGCUGAGUGGGGUGAUCGUAGCCAGAUAGCAACCAUUGCUCUGGCGACCCACAAAAAUGCACUGGGAGUUGCAGUUGGGGCCACUAUAGGACACACCAUUUGUACCUCACUGGCAGUUGUGGGAGGAAGCAUGCUGGCAUCUAGGAUUUCCCAACGCUCAGUAGCCACUGUUGGUGGCUUGCUCUUCCUCGGCUUUUCCGUAUCUUCAUACUUCUACCCACCUCUAUGAUAUGAUAAAUACAAGCGCAGAGUAAUCUGAUUCGUAAUUGUUUGUGGUCUUUCUAUCUUGCUUUUUUUUUUUUUUUUUUUUUUCUUUCACUUAAUUGUCUUUUUUGUAGAAUUUGUUGUACUUAUUCCCUAGGAAAGCUCGAUACUAACUUGAACGUGAGAUUUUGAAUCCCAUUCUUUUUGUAAAAUAUACUGUAUUACGUUUUCAUCUCCUCAUAUUAGCAUAUAGACAGCCAUUGUUAAUAUGUUAUUUAUCAUUAUUUUCAAAAGGUUAAGUAUCACA